Molecule: messenger RNA, 2055 nt
Organism: Cannabis sativa
Lineage: Eukaryota; Viridiplantae; Streptophyta; Magnoliopsida; Rosales; Cannabaceae
Product: probable E3 ubiquitin-protein ligase ARI2
Exons: 8
Coding region: 9-1808 (599 amino acids)
Biological process (GO): positive regulation of proteasomal ubiquitin-dependent protein catabolic process; ubiquitin-dependent protein catabolic process; protein polyubiquitination
Cellular component (GO): ubiquitin ligase complex; cytoplasm
Molecular function (GO): ubiquitin protein ligase activity; ubiquitin conjugating enzyme binding; zinc ion binding
Source: RefSeq, a predicted model, not a curated record
GAUUCAAGAUGCCAGUGAGCACAGGUUUAAUAUUACGUUUGAGUGGGUUCACCAUGGGAGACUAUAACGAUGAUGGUGCUAAUUUUUACCUCUAUGACGAUGACGAUGGUGGUGAUGAUUCCGAUGAAUCUAAUUAUGACCUCCAAUUAUUCGAAGACACUCCCUCAGUCUCAAAUAUUGAAAAAGCUAGUUCCGUUAAGGUAAUUACAAAAGGGUCUCUCUUGGCUGCACAGAGGGAGGAUUUGGGGAAGGUGAUGGAAAUUUUAUCAUUGAAAGAGCACCAUGCACGGACCUUACUCAUUCACUGUCGUUGGGAUAUGGAAAAGUUGCUCACCAUUCUUGUGGAGAAAGGGAAGGAUGAGUUAUACAGUAAGGCUGGUGUGACCUCAUUGGAACAGGACGAUAAUUCUGCUGCUGCUGACUCAUCGAAGUUGUCAAUUUCAUCUAUGGUUUUGUGCACUAUUUGUUAUGAGGAUGUUCCUCCAUGUGAGAUCACAACCAUGGACUGUGGUCACUACUUUUGCAACUCUUGUUGGACAGAGCACUUUAUAGUAAAGAUAAGUGAAGGGCAGAGUAGGCGGAUUGGAUGUAUGGAACACAAGUGUUACUCAGUGUGUGAUGAAGAGAAAGUAAGAAAUCUAGUGAACUCAAGGGAUCCUAACCUUGCUGAGAAAUUUGAUCGUUUUCUUCUAGAAUCAUACAUUGAGGAUAAUAGUAAGGUUAAGUGGUGUCCAAGUGCUCCCCAUUGUGGAAAUGCCAUUCGUAUUGGCGAUGAUAUUGAAGAAAUACUUGAAAUUGAAUGUGCAUGUGGUCAACAAUUUUGCUUUAAUUGCCUAUCUGAAGCACACUCACCUUGUCCAUGUCCAAUCUGGGAAAUGUGGAGUAAAAAAAGUCUACUUGAUUCAGAGAAUGCUAACUGGCUUACAGUUCAUACAAAGCCCUGCCCAAACUGUCACAAACCAGUUGAAAAGAAUGGAGGUUGCAAUCAUGUAGGAUGUGUUUGUGGUAAAUCAUUUUGUUGGCAUUGUGGUGACCCAUUAAACAAGGAACACAAAUGUGGAAGAUAUGUAGAAAAAUCUGAAAAGAAAGAGGAAUUUGGUCUUAUUACACAGAAUUACCUAUUGCGUUAUACUCACUACCUUAACCGUUAUAAAGCUCAUCUAGAUUCUUUAAAGCUUGAAAGUAAGCUUAAGAAAACCGGUGAAGAAAAGAUAUUAUGUUUGAUAGAAAGUGAUGCAAUAGUAACAAAUUAUAGUUGGGUGAGCAAUGGAAUCGACAGACUCUUCAGGUCAAGGCGAAUUCUUUCCUACUCUUACGCUUUUGCAUAUUACAUGUUUGGUGAUGAACCAUUUGAAAAUUGCAUCACCAACAAGGAAGAGAGAAAAAGAAAGCAAAACUUGUUUGAGGACCAACAACAACAACUUGAGCUAAAUGUUGAGAAGCUUUCAUCGAUGAUAGAAGACCCUUUCGAAUAUUUUCCACAAGAUGAAAUCUCGCUUAGAAAAGCGCAUAUUAUCAAUCUAACCAGAGUUGUUGAUAAGUUAUGCAAAGAACUGUAUGAAUGCAUAGAAAAUGAUUUUAUGGACUCUUACGAAUGUGCAAAUUCUAAUAUUGCUCUUUACAAGUCAAAUGGGGUGGAAAAAGCUUCGAAGCUCGUUAUUCAUGAAGAUAUGCAACCCUCUCCCAGUAACGGUGAGGUGAACAAACGUCCUUGCAAAUCUUCAUCAAGCAAUGAAUCAUAUACGGCCGAAGUUAAAAUUGAAGCUGAAGAGUCUUCUUUGAAGCGUCUUAAAGUGUUUCCCGUGUAGAUUCCGCCACUUUUGGAGACACCAUCGUAUAUAUUUACAAUUUUUUUUAGGGAUAUACUUACAAUUAUUUUUUUGUUAGGCUAAUUUUAGAUAUAGUUAGCUGUUAAUUGAUAUAUAUAUUUUUUUAAUCUAAAUAGUUUCAUUUAAUUUUACCAUAGCAUUUAAUUCUAGGAAACGAAGCUUGUUCUUCGGUAUAAUGUUUUAUAAACUAUAUAUUUUGAUGAAUUUUAUAUUAAAUUAGAACAAA